AUGGAGAAGAUUGCGUCCUGCGUCCUGCGUCCCGUUUCCCGCCCGUCGGUCAUUCUUCUUCUACUGCUUCACAAUGCACUUCCACAAAUGUUUGAGCGAAUCAAAGUAGUGGAAAAUAGCCCCAUGAAUACUGUGAUCUUGGACAUACGAAGUGUUUUCUUGCGCCAGGGCGGAGAACCUCUACAGACAAAUGCGUCCGUUUUCGCCAGCGAGCAGCAAACAUUUUGGCCAUUUGUGAUAGACAACUUCGUUAUUCGCCUGGUUGGACCUUUGGACAGGGAGGCCAUCUGCGUACAGCAGAGUGCUUCUCACAGACUGGAAUCAUUACCCGGAAGCGUUAGUCUUAUGUCUACCCCAGGACCACCAACACAUACCGCAAACCAGUAUAGCUGCACACCAGGGGUGUGUUGUCAAUUGUUACAUGUAAAUAUACUACUGAGUCCUACUGCACUGCCCAAGGACUUCUUCAUACUGGUUGAAGUGGAGGAUAUGAACGACAACCCCCCGCGAUUCUCUCCGCUUAACUCACCGUACGCCAUAGUUCGGGAAGAUGUAAGCGUAGGGCACCGAAUAUGGCUUCCAAAAGCUUUUGAUCUAGACAGCGAUCAGUAUAGUGUAUUGGAAUAUCGCAUAGAAAACUGGAUUCGAGGCAAUCACACUCAUCUCAACCUUGGUGUUGAGCAAAAUGAAUCCUGGAAGUCAGCAAAAGAUGGUAUCUUUCCCUCUUCGUCAAGAAGUAGUAUGCCCUACGCCAUAUCUGCAAGACCUUACUUGACCCCAGUUGUACCUUUGGACAGAGAACACUGUGAUGUUUACUCUUUCACCCUCAUCGCUGUAGAUGGUGGCGUGCAGGAUACAGUUAACCCUGAUCUGCCCAAUCGUGCACUUACUGGAUCAGUAAACAUAGACAUUCAUCUGGAAGACGUCAAUGAUAAUGCCCCGUUAUUUGACAGUGACAUGUACAAUGCCAAGUUGGUUGAAAAUGUGGUAACUGUUAAUGUGUUCGAGUUUGAAGUGGUGGACAAAGACAUUGGAAACAGCGGAAGAAUCAAAGUCAGUAUUCAUGAUCACAGUGGUUAUGCACAAAGAUUAUUUCGUGUUGGCCUUCAGACAGUGUCGCGGUCAUUCUUUCAUGGUUCAUCCGCGAGUCUAACAAAGCAGUCAAACAAUCCUAAAGAAUCCCACUUUCGAGGUUUCUUGCAACUGAUCGGACAAGUUGAUGCGGAACGUUUUCCAGCCAUUCUACAUUUCCAGCUAAUCGCUACUGACUUUGGCCAACAAGCUCUAUCUUCCACAGCGGAAGUACAGAUUCAAAUAAUAAAUGUAAAUGACAAUGCACCAAGCAUUGCCUUUUUCAGUAGAGGAAAACGCCUUUCGGAUGGUCGCAUUUCAUUGCCAGAGGUUGAGACGCCAGCUCGAUCGCUUGUUGCUCUCAUGCAUGUGACUGAUGGUGACUCGCCUUUGGCUCAACUACGUUGUCAACUGGUACAAGAAGCGGAUACAUUUACUCUGGAAGAGGUUAGAGGGUCAGGUUUCCAAUCAGUGCAUCGUGAGAACUUCAUGUACGAGUCCGCUGUGGAGCCACACGGAAUAGUGUCUCGUUACCGGCAGUUUGCCAUCCGAACCAGAACGAUACUGAACAGGGAGAUAAAAAAUCUAUACAUCGUAAGUUUACUGUGUGCGGCUGCUGUUACCUUUUUGUCCCACCAAUCAGCACCGGUGUUUAUGACACUUAUCUGUUGGUACCUAUUUCCAUGGAAUUAG
Dicrocoelium dendriticum is the source of this 1764-nucleotide messenger RNA. Lineage: Eukaryota; Metazoa; Platyhelminthes; Trematoda; Plagiorchiida; Dicrocoeliidae. The record is from the annotation of a GenBank genome assembly.